Molecule: messenger RNA, 1050 nt
Organism: Amblyraja radiata (thorny skate)
Lineage: Eukaryota; Metazoa; Chordata; Chondrichthyes; Rajiformes; Rajidae
Gene: rasl12
Product: RAS-like, family 12
Exons: 5
Coding region: 67-906 (279 amino acids)
Molecular function (GO): GTPase activity; GTP binding
Source: RefSeq, a predicted model, not a curated record
CCAGGGGGCGCGGAGCUCCGGUGCGGACCCGCCUGGUGACAGUCGCCGUGUAGCAGACGGCGGGGAAUGUUUGGGAAGGUCCGGGUGGUCACUUUGCCGGGCGCCCCGGACCGGGACCGGGACCGAGCCCACCACCCACCCACCCCGGAAUGUAGCAUCGCCAUCCUGGGCUACGCCGGCUCCGGUAAAUCCGCUCUCACCGUGAAGUUUCUGACUAAAAGAUUCAUCAGCGAGUAUGACCCGCACUUGGAGGAUACCUACACCACGGAAGAAAUCGUGGAUCACCAGUCGGUGUUCUUAAAGAUAAUGGACACGGCAGACCAGGAGAAACCCGUGAACUCUGAGCGAUACCUGAGCUGGGCAAACGCCUUCGUCGUGGUCUACAGCAUCGACAAUAGGAAGAGCUUCGAAGCGAGCCGGGAUUAUCUGGAGAUCAUUUGCAGCCACACCAAAGGACAGCCGCACGACUACCCCGUCACCCUGCUGGGGAGUAAGCUGGACAUGGAGAGGUACAGGCAGGUGAGCAAGUCUGAUGGUCUCUCGCUGGCAGCCAAGUACAACUGCUCCUUCAACGAGGUGUCCGCCUGCUCGGAUUUCCCUCCUGUUCAGAAUGUGUUCCAUGAGUUGGUGCGUGAGGUGAGGCGGGAGACUGAGCGCCACCUUCCCGUCAGGCCGCUCUUUAUUUCCGAAGACAAGCCCAUGUCGGGCCUGCCCCAUCCUCCUGCCUUCGCCCAAGCUGUUAAACACCACCCGCCUGCCUUCGGGACGCAGCGACUAUCCACCGCCACCUACAAGGAAAUCCCCACCAUCACCUCAGCUAAACUCGUCACCGUGAAGUCAGCAAGAGCCCAGAGCAAGCGGAGAACACCCACCCUCACUCUGCUGAAAGGAUUCAAGAUAUUUUGAAAAAAACAUUAAUCGCCACACUGAAUAGCAAAACUCAACGUAGCCAGCUGGGUCAUAUCAACCAGGUGGAUCAUGCAUCUUGUGUAGGAAGGAACUGCAGAUGCUGGUUUACACUGAAGAUAGACACAAAAUGCUGGAGUAACG